Messenger RNA from Monodelphis domestica (gray short-tailed opossum), 854 nucleotides. Its product is annotated as histone H4. The record is from RefSeq and is a predicted model, not a curated record. Gene Ontology annotation, molecular function: DNA binding; structural constituent of chromatin; protein heterodimerization activity. NCBI's taxonomy places the organism in Eukaryota, Metazoa, Chordata, Mammalia, Didelphimorphia, Didelphidae. Gene Ontology annotation, cellular component: nucleosome.
GCGGAAACCUUAUCUUUAGCUUUGGGUCGCUUUAUUGUAUUCUUUGAUUAUGUCUGGUCGUGGUAAAGGCGGGAAGGGACUUGGCAAAGGUGGCGCCAAGCGUCAUCGGAAGGUCCUUCGAGAUAACAUCCAGGGGAUCACCAAGCCCGCCAUCCGCCGUUUGGCUCGGCGCGGUGGUGUGAAACGAAUUUCAGGACUCAUCUACGAGGAGACUCGCGGAGUCCUGAAAGUGUUCCUGGAGAACGUGAUCCGGGACGCCGUCACUUACACGGAGCACGCCAAGAGAAAGACCGUCACCGCCAUGGAUGUGGUCUACGCUCUCAAACGCCAGGGCCGCACUCUGUACGGUUUUGGCGGAACCUUCAUUGACGUUUUCUCUCUAAUGGCCUUUGAUCAUAGCUUAUUGUCACUUUAUCAUGUAGCACGUGAUAAUGUCGUUUCUUCGUCUCUUUUAGCUAUGUCUGGUCGUGGUAAAGGCGGGAAAGGCCUUGGUAAGGGUGGCGCUAAGCGACACCGAAAGGUGCUUCGGGACAACAUCCAGGGCAUCACUAAGCCUGCUAUCCGCCGUUUGGCUCGGCGCGGUGGUGUGAAACGAAUUUCAGGACUCAUCUACGAGGAGACUCGCGGAGUCCUGAAAGUGUUCCUGGAGAACGUGAUCCGGGACGCCGUCACUUACACGGAGCACGCCAAGAGAAAGACCGUCACCGCCAUGGACGUGGUCUACGCUCUCAAACGCCAGGGCCGCACUCUGUACGGCUUUGGCGGCUGAGAGCCUCGCUGUGUUAUGCAUUGUUAACACCGGAUUUCCAAAGGCCCUUUUUAGGGCCACCCAUAUUCUCACUAAAGAGGUGUGC